Messenger RNA from Dipodomys ordii (Ord's kangaroo rat), 3252 nucleotides. It is a transcript of the gene Slc24a1, whose product is annotated as solute carrier family 24 (sodium/potassium/calcium exchanger), member 1. The record is from RefSeq and is a predicted model, not a curated record. The transcript has 10 exons. Bases 1 to 3252 code for a protein of 1083 amino acids. Gene Ontology annotation, biological process: intracellular calcium ion homeostasis; visual perception; calcium ion transmembrane transport. Gene Ontology annotation, cellular component: membrane. NCBI's taxonomy places the organism in Eukaryota, Metazoa, Chordata, Mammalia, Rodentia, Heteromyidae. Gene Ontology annotation, molecular function: calcium, potassium:sodium antiporter activity; calcium channel activity.
AUGGGGAAGGUGCUGAGGAUGGGGGCCCAGGAGAGGCGGUUACUGCGACCCAAGCGGCUUCAAUGGAGUCGUUUCCUCUUCCUGUUAGGAAUGUUGAUCAUCAGCUCCACCUAUCAGCACCUGAGGAGACCCCGGGGCCUUUCCUCACUGUGGACAGAGGUCUCUUCCCAACAGUCUAUAAAAUUGGCCAGCCGGGACCUGUCCAGCGAUGAGAUGGUGGUGAAUGAUCAUCCUCUGAAAGCUAGCUCAGAAAUGGAGGGGGAGACACUGGCACCCCAAGCCACAGACACCACUGAUGAAGCAGCACCUAGCAGAACCAUGGACAGCCCUCGUAGUAUACCCAGAACCACCAACGAGAUCACUCCACCAGCACCAAAGAAUAAUUACAGCCCAACAGCCACACGCACAGAAAGAGCGAGGGAAAACCCCCUACCCACACCUACUGGAGUACUAAAUCACAACACCCCAACUUCAAGUGGACAAAUGGGAAGAUAUUACACCCCAACACCCAAGGGAGAAAGGAAGAGCAGCAGCCCAACACAAGCCAGGGGAAAGGAAAAGAAAUACACCCCAUCCCCUUCUGGGGAAAUGGAUACUUCCGUACCUUCCAUAUCCAUGGCCACAGAAAUAAGCCACGUGACCAGGGCAACGGAGAAAGACAGUGCACCUUGGAGAGCCAAUAAGAUACUGGAGACCAGCUCUUCCAAGAGAAUUCUGCAAGACACCCCUGCAGUGACUCCCAAGCAAAUAGUUCCGAGCACCCCAACUCUCCUGACCCCUGAGGUGGUAGAAACAAGCACCUUAACUUCUCCAAGGAGUAGCAUGGAAACAAACACCCUGACCAGCUCCAAAAGGCUGGAAGGUAAUCACAACCCAGUCAGUUUCUGGAGGGCAAUGGGGAAAAACCUCCAGACAACUCCCCAGGGGGCAAUCCUGGACCACCCCUCAGCUCUCUCUGAGGGACCAGUGACCCUCAACACCGUGGCAGGCAACAUCCUGGCAAAAAUCAAAGCAUCUUCUGCUCCCCAGAAUACAAGGAGACCUGCACCCGAGACCAGUAUACCUCCUAUUAGAACACCCUCAGCCACCACCUGGGAACUGACCAAACACCCUUCCACAGCACCCAGCACCCCAGGAGUCCCCAAAGUCAAAGCAAACCCAACCACUCAAGUCAGUCACUGUGUGUUUGUGGAGCCAGCCCCAGCGCUGCCCAUCGCCCCCUCCCCAAGCCUCACAACGGCCAUGCUUCCAGAAGCGCCUAGCCCCUCAGUGCUGCUACCCAGUUGGCCUGAGCUUCACCCCAAGGCAGAGUACCCUCCAGAUCUGUUUAGCGUGGAGGAGCGGCAACAGGGCUGGGUAGCUCUGCACAUCUUUGGCAUGAUGUACGUGUUUGUAGCCUUGGCUAUUGUAUGCGACGAAUAUUUUGUCCCAGCCCUGGGCGUGAUCACCGACAAACUCCAGAUCUCCGAGGAUGUGGCAGGUGCUACGUUCAUGGCUGCAGGAGGCUCGGCCCCUGAGCUCUUCACCUCCCUCAUCGGCGUCUUCAUUUCCCAUAGCAACGUGGGCAUCGGAACCAUUGUGGGCUCGGCUGUGUUCAACAUCCUCUUUGUCAUUGGCACCUGUGCCCUGUUCUCCCGGGAGAUCCUCAACCUCACCUGGUGGCCCUUAUUCCGUGAUGUGUCCUUCUACAUCCUGGAUCUCUCCAUGCUCAUCAUCUUCUUCUUGGACAGCCUCAUUGCCUGGUGGGAGAGUCUGCUGCUGCUGCUGGCCUAUGCCCUCUAUGUGUUCACAAUGAAGUGGAACAAGCAGAUUGAGCUCUGGGUGAAAGAGCAGCUCAGCAGGAGGCCCGUGGCCAAGGUCAUGGCUUUGGGGGACUUCAGCAAGCCCAGUGAUGGAGUGGUGACUGAACAACAGCAGGACAACAAGAAGCUGAAGCUCCCGUCCAUGCUGAUCCGAGGGAGCAGUUCAGCCUCUCUGCACAACAGCAUCAUCCGCAGUACCAUCUUCCACCUCAUGAUCCACAGCCUGGACCCCCUGGGGGAAGCCCGAGCCUCCAAGGACAAGCAGGAGAGCUUGAACCAGGAGGCCAGAGCCCAGCCCCAGGCCAAGGCAGAAUGCAAACCAGAAGAGGAGGAGCCAGCCGAGCUCCCUGCGGUCACGGUCACUCCAGCCCCUGCUCCAGACGUCAAGGGAGAUCAGGAGGAAGAUCCUGACAGUCAGGAAGGCGUGCCUGGAGCAGACAGCAAAAGAGAAGUGACAGGUGAAGAGGGUGGAACUCCUGGUGAAGGUGGAACUGAAGAGAAAAGUGGAGGAGAAACUCAACCAGAAGGUGAAGGGGAAAGUGAAGGAGAAGGAGACGGAGAUGAACAUGAAGGGGAAACUGAAGCAGAAGGAAAAGCAGAUGAACAUGAAGGAGAAAUCCAAGCAGGGGAUGGUGACAUACAAAGUGAAGAAGGUGAAACUGACCUCCAGGGAAUUGAUGCCGAGAAUCAAGGUGAAGCGACCAACGGGGAGGAGAAAGGUGCAGAUGGUGAAGGGGGAAGUGAUGGAGGGGAGAGUGAAGAAGAGGAGGAGGAAGAUGAAGAGGACGAUGAAGAGGAGGAAGAGGAGGAGGAAGAGGAGGAGAGAGACGAGGAGCCUCUGUCCCUGGAAUGGCCUGCCACCAGGCAGAAGCAAGCCAUUUACCUCUUCCUCCUGCCCAUUGUGUUCCCACUGUGGCUGACAAUACCUGAUGUCCGCAGGGAGGAAUCCAGGAAGUUUUUUGUUAUCACCUUCCUGGGAUCCAUCAUUUGGAUAGCCAUGUUCUCAUACCUCAUGGUGUGGUGGGCUCACCAGGUUGGUGAAACCAUAGGUAUUUCUGAAGAGAUUAUGGGUUUGACAAUCUUAGCAGCAGGCACAUCGAUUCCUGACCUCAUCACAAGUGUGAUCGUUGCUCGGAAAGGCCUGGGAGACAUGGCUGUGUCAAGCUCGGUGGGCAGUAACAUAUUUGACAUCACUGUGGGCUUGCCUGUUCCCUGGCUGCUUUUCUCUCUUAUCAAUGGAUUACAGCCUGUUCCAGUCAGCAGCAAUGGCCUGUUCUGUGCAAUCGUCUUGCUGUUUCUCAUGCUCCUGUUUGUGAUUUCUUCAAUUGCAUCAUGCAAGUGGAGAAUGAACAAGAUCCUGGGCUUCACAAUGUUCCUUCUUUAUUUUAUAUUUCUGAUCAUCAGCGUGCUGCUGGAAGACCGAAUCAUAUCCUGUCCUGUAUCUGUCUGA